Hibiscus syriacus is the source of this 1106-nucleotide messenger RNA. RefSeq names its product probable isoprenylcysteine alpha-carbonyl methylesterase ICMEL2. The transcript has 7 exons. Bases 1 to 561 code for a protein of 186 amino acids. NCBI's taxonomy places the organism in Eukaryota, Viridiplantae, Streptophyta, Magnoliopsida, Malvales, Malvaceae. The record is from RefSeq and is a predicted model, not a curated record.
AUGGUUAGUUCGAGGGUAGGCUACCGAUGGUACACAAGAUUAGUUGCUCUUGCAUGUUAUGCUUUGCUUCUUAUGCCUGGUUUUCUUCGAGUUACAUAUUAUUAUUUUUUCUCGAGUCAAGUGCGACGGAGUAUUAUUUAUGGAAAUCAACCAAGGAAUAGAUUGAAUUUAUACUUGCCAACAAAUAUUAAUGGCCCUAAGCCAGUUGUGGUAUUUGUGAAUGGUGGAGCCUGGAUAAUUGGGUAUAAGGCUUGGGGCUCACUUGUGGGACUCCAGUUGGCAGAAAGAGAUAUCAUUGUAGCAUGUAUUGAUUACAGGAACUUCCCCCAGGGAACCAUCAGUGACAAGGUGAAAGAUGCAUCUCAAGGGGUCUCAUUUGUCUGCAAUCUCAUUGGCAGAUAUGGAGUUGAUCCUAAUAGAAUCUAUUUAAUGGGGCAGUCAGCGGGGGCACAUAUUUCUGCUCGUGUUCUUUUGGAGCAGGCAAUCAAAGAAUCUAGAGGAGAAAACACCACCUGGAGUGUCUCCCAAAUCAAAGCUUAUUUUGGUUUAUCUGGAGGGUAAACUUUUAUCUGUUUUUAAUUAUGAGUCUUGGAUAAGAUAUGUUGAAUAUGCAGAAAGCUGUACUUUCCAUUGUUUUGGGCUUAAUGAGUACACUUAAGCAACAAGAUUAAUGCUCUACAAGGAUCUUUAUACAAGACUAUCAAGUUCAUAUUGCUAUAUGAAUUUUAGACAUUUUUAAUACGUUAUGUAUGAUAAAAAUGAUCAUGUCCUAAUAAUGAAGAAGCAACAUGCUACUUUUUCCAUUUCUUAUGUAGGGUGCAUGACUGUCUCAUUGAAGUGGCUAUAGAACAUUAAUGCUUCAGAUAAAAUCCAGCUGAAAGACGUUUAGCUAUAUUUUUUCGUGAAAAUUGUUGUCAGUUUUUUUGAAAUUGAUUAUCUUGAAUCACAGCUUUUGUUUUGUUUUGUUGGUUGGUUUUAAGUACACGGUGUGCAAAUAAUGCUCUUCUUAGUUUCCAUGUGUUUUUUCAUUGUAGGACUUUAUCUUUUGGAUCAUAGUUUUCACCCUUUCUGAUUUUCCUAGAAGAAUUUUUGCAAGACAGUAUCGC